This is a messenger RNA of Penicillium bovifimosum, 363 nucleotides long. RefSeq lists its product as uncharacterized. Bases 1 to 363 code for a protein of 120 amino acids. The record is from RefSeq and is a predicted model, not a curated record. The transcript is spliced from 3 exons. Lineage: Eukaryota; Fungi; Ascomycota; Eurotiomycetes; Eurotiales; Aspergillaceae.
AUGGCUCCCAUCCCAGGCUCUGACAAUGCCCUCCUUUCUCGAGAAGAAAGGGAUAGCGAAGCCGACGCAGAGACAGGACUGAUAGUCGUCGGCUUGAUCUACGUAUCACUGGUGGCUGUGCUCGCCCUCGCGGUGGGCUGUCUCUGUUUCAUCCGUUUCAUCAAGUGUGUGAGGUCCAAGCUUAAGGCUAGGCGUCGGGAUGGCCGGGAGAAGUAUGAGGGCUCUCCCCUUAAAGUGAUCGAGGGGAAGGAGCCUGCGAGACCGAAGCCAGCUCAUGUGGCUGGUCAUGGGAAGAAGCAGGCGGAGGUUGACCUAACCCCGGACUACAUGAGGAAGUCGACGGCACUCACGGGUUCCCGUUAG